CGAACUGGUCGUGGAACAUCGAUUUCUUUUGAUUUUGGUCAAGAUCUCUCACAUGACUUUCUUACUCAUGCAUCAUCAAAUGAUAUAUCAUUGGAACAUCUUGCACUUGCUACUUAUUAUGUACUUUUAUUCAAACUAACGAAUGGAGAAACAGAUUUAUGCACUGGAAUAAAUACACAUGGACGAUAUAGAGAUGAACUUAACUAUAUCAUUGGAAUGUUUGUGAAUGCCAUACCUUUGCGAUGUCAACUCGAUCCUCAUUUAUCAUUUCAUGAACUUACUAAACACGUACGAGAUAAUAUGAUAAACUGUAUUAAAUAUUCAUAUUUUCCACUUCAACAUAUUCUCAAUCAACAUCCUAAUAUAUCAAAUCCUGUAUUUCUUGAUACAUCAUUUGAAUUUCUGUUAUUUAUGGGAAAAGAUGAAGAAGAUGAAAUAAUGCUUGGUGAUAGUCGAUUUUCUUUACUACCCUUGUCAAUUAAGAUUAGUGAAAAUGAAAUAAUGAGUAAAUUUGAUUUCAUUCUUAGUUUUCAACAUGACCUGAAUCUUAAUGAACUUUCAUGCACCAUCGAUGCUUCAACUGAUUUAUUUAAUGUUGAAACAAUUUGUAUAAUUACACAAAGAUUACAGACAAUGUUACAUCAACAGUUCACCUCUUUUAACUGUACAACAAACAAACCCAUCUAUGAAUUAUCAAUGAUAUUAUCAAAUGAACAAUAUCUAAUGCAAUCAUUGAAUAAUACACAAACAUCAUUUUCAUCUGCUCCUUCCACUUGUAUUCAUCGUGAGUUUGCAUAUCAAGUAAUGAAACAUUCACAGAAACUAGCUGUUGAACUAGAUGAACAAUCAUUGACAUAUUGUGAACUUCUAUAUUAUGUUCAAAUAUUAUCUUUAACUCUUCUUAAUGAAUAUCAUGUAUUUCCAGGUGAGAUCGUGUGUCAAUGUGUUGAGCGAAGUUUGUCAAUGGUGAUCGGUAUUAUGGGAAUUGAAAUGGCUGGUGGUGUUUAUUGUCCAUUGUCACCUCGAGAUCCAAAACAUCGUCUACAUGCACUCACACAACAAACACAGAGUCGUCUUGUUCUUGUUCAUCAUUCUACAUCGUUAAAGUUUUCCAGUGAUAUCGUUUUAUGUAACAUAGAUCUGAUAUGGACUGUCGACGAUAUUAAUAGUUCUAUAAUUAUGGAUUGCCUUUCGGAUAUUGUAGUAACGGUAGAUAAUAUUGCAUAUAUUAUUUUUACGAGUGGUUCAACAGGAACAUCGAAAGGAGUCCAAAUUCGUCAUCGAAAUUUGUUGACUUGCAUUGAUUCUCUUGUUCGAUUGAAUUUAUUCACAAAUAGAGAUACUAUGAUACAAAUGGCAAGUUGUUCGUAUGAUGUGCAUGUUCAAGAAAUCAUUGGAGGUUUCAUUAUUGGUUCCACGAUUAUAAUGCUUCGUCCUCAAGGAAAUAUUGAUUUAGACUAUGUGACAAAGACGAUAAAUCAAAAACAAGUAUCAUAUCUGCAGUGCGUACCGACAUAUGUCAAUAUUUUGUUGAAAUUUCUACAAAGUCGUAGCAUUGCGAAUUUGAGUAGCUUGCGUAAUGUUGAUAUUGGUGGAGAAGCGAGCACAGUUCAACUAAUUGAUAAGUUGUAUACCUAUUUGCCACAAGAUUGUUUUGUAUGGAACAUAUAUGGACCUGCAGAAACAACUGUCGAUUGCACAGGUUAUGUCAUAGGUAGAAAUCUAAAUAUGAUCAACAUCCCAAUUGGAGAUCCACUACCCAACUAUCGAUGUAUGAUUAUGAAUCAAUAUUUACAAUCAUCUGUCGUGAGUCAAGAAGGUGAACUAUCUGUAGGUGGAGCAGGUGUGUUUGCUGGUUAUCUUGGGCGUGAUGAUUUAACUGCAAAAGCCCUUGUUGAAAUAGACGGUGAAUUAUUUUAUCGAACAGGUGAUCUUGUGAGAAUGGAUAACAAUGGUUUUCUUCAUUAUCAAGGAAGAAACGACCAUCAAAUCAAACUGCGUGGACAACGAAUUGAACUUGGUGAAAUUGAACGAUGUUUACUUAACAUCACAUCUAUUUCUGCUUGCGUUGUCAUGAAAUGGAAUGAUGAUUAUUUAGUUGCAUAUGUCCAAAGUUCUGAUGCUAAUGAACCGGAAAUGCGUGAACAUUGUGAAUCUCAUCUUCCACCACAUAUGAUACCAUCAAUAUUCAUUAUACUAGAGAAACUACCUUUGAAUGCUAAUGGAAAAAUAGAUCGAAAACAACUUCCUUCACCCGACUUUUCUUUAUCGACUUUAUUACCAUCCGAUAAAUCUGAUACUCCUCUUAAUCCGUUCGAAGAACAUAUACACACUAUCUGGUGUCAAGUUCUUCAUUGUGAUGAAAAUGACAUUUCUAGAACUACCACUUUUUUUAGUGUUGGUGGUCAUUCACUAUUAUUUAUCCAACUUUAUCAUCAUUAUCAAUCAGUAUUUAACUUUGAUGCUCAUUCACUCUCGAUUGGUCUCUUUCUUCAGCAACCAACUAUUCAACAACAUGCACAACUACUUCAAACACUUCCAUCCAAUGAUACGCAGCCAAUUCGAUGGCAGUCACUACAUAUCAAUCAAGGUAAAACAUUUUUAAAUUAA
Messenger RNA from Adineta steineri, 2610 nucleotides. NCBI's taxonomy places the organism in Eukaryota, Metazoa, Rotifera, Eurotatoria, Adinetida, Adinetidae. The record is from the annotation of a GenBank genome assembly.